UGUACUGUGUAGCUUUGAGCGAAAGAUGAAGGCUUUGUCUGGGUUUUACUCUCUCAGGCAGACCCAUUUCUUACUGGCGUCGUUUCUAUUGGAACGUGGUCGAGUGUUGAUCAGUCUUUGAGUCUAUUUCCAGAACCCUAACAAUGUAUUUUGAAGGAGCUUCUCAUUGUGAUGAGGAAGUAAUUAUAUGAGAUAGCGAGUAGAUUGGGGAAAGAUGAAUUGAUGCUACCACUGAGUCAGAUGGAUAGGAGUGAGUGAGAGUUGAAUCUGUGAAACAAUGAUCUCUCGCUUUCCACCUAGUACAAUGGGCACUCAAUUACUUGCUCUAACAUUCCGUCACCCUUAAUGAGAAAGCCAAAGAAAGCUACUGAAAUUGAGAAGAUGGCGGUGGUUUUUGCUUAUGCUCAUCAUUUGCAAGGCAGUUCCGUGUACCUUUACAAGGACUCACCACAAAUGUCUUUUAGAGACCCCAGGUUCUGAACAUCAGCAGCACGGUUUUCACAUUUGGUUCUCUCAUCGGUAGAGUUGUCAAAGUUGCUAUGGAUGCUGUUGAAGGCGCUUUUACCACCACUCUACUCAGGGUCAUCAUGCAUGAGCAUCAUGGAACGUAAGUAAGAGACUGAAAUGUGGUUGCUUGAUGAUUGUUAUGUGUUUGUCUAUCAAAAGCUAUAUUAAUUCCGUUUUUGUGUUUUGCUCAUGGAUAAUUAAAUGAGUCUCUUCUCAUGUGGUCUUCUUUACCUUUGAUUCAACCGCAUUACGCUUGCUGAUUCAGUUUCCUGUCUUGGAUGGUUCUGCUAUCUACUUUAAUUUCUAGCACGACAGCAUGUAAGUUUCCUCAUGUCCAUAUUCGAUUUACUGACUGGUUGGUUUAUGUUUAACAUUGGAAGCUCUACUGUUCAUGGAGUUUGAGAAAGUGGCCAUAAUUGGCCCUCAGAGAUCAACAUUCACCUGUGUAGUAGCUCCGUGGCAGAGAGAUUCCCUGGAAGCUUGCCUGACGAGCUGAGAUUCGCCAUUAUGUCAUCUGCAACCUCCAAAGUGUUCAUCAUCAGAGAAACUUCAGUCACCGAGCAGUGUAACAAGAAGCUUAAGAGAGAAAUGAAGCUUGUGUCUGGUUUUAUUCUCAAGCAGACCCAGUACUUAACGUCAAUUUCCAUAACUCCAAUUGAGCUUCAGAGUUUGUUGUGGAAGUAAUCAUACGAGAUAGAGAGUGGGUUGGGGAGAUAAAGUGAAAGUUCACUGAGACAGAAAGAUAUGAGUGAGUGAUAAUUGAAUCUGUGACACCAUUACAUAUUGAAGAUCUCUGCAAGGUGCAGAUAUAAAAGUACAUAGGCUGGAGCUUAGUAGCUUUUGGGGAUUAUUUGUGGUGUGUGGAGGGACAUGCUUUCUUGCUCUUGCAUUGUAUACAGUGUUGAUGAUACGUCAAUGUUCUGAAGAACCAGAGGCUAUGCCAUCUAGGGAGAAGCAGCCUGAAGAUAUCUCUGUCGGUGGUCCGAGUGGCUGCAACUAAAGUGGUUCCAGCAAAUACAAAUAAUAUGCAGGAGAGAGACCUUUAUGCUCUAGCUUCAUUUUUUUUUUGGCGUUGUCGACAUCGGAACAUAGUGGAGUUUUGAUCUGACUUUGAAUCAUCGGAACAUAGUGGAGUUAUGGGCCUCUAUCCUAGUACAAUUAGCCAUUAAAAAAUUGCAAACACUCGUUUCUUGGGGUUUAGAAAGUUAAAAGGAGCUUUUCACAGUGAUGAGGAAGUAAUCAUAUGAAAUCGAGAGUGGGUUGGGGAAAGAUGAAGAAUAUGAGUGAGUGAGAGAGUUGAAUCUGUGAACGCUAUUACAUAAAGAGGAUCUCCACUAUAAUGGGCACUCAAUUACUUGCUCCACCAUUCCCUCACGCAUAAUGAGAAAGUGAAAGGAAGCUGCAGAAAUUGAGAAGAUGAAGUGGUUCCUGCUUAUGUUCAUCAUCUGCGAUGCAGUUUCCUUACAAGGACUCACUAAAAUUGUCUCUGCUAGACCCCAAGUUGUGAACAUUGGCGCGGUUUUCACAUUCGAUUCUCUCAUCGGUAAAGUCAUCAAAAUUGCUAUGGAUGCUGCUGUUGAAGACGUAAAUGCUAGCCCCAGCAUUCUUAACACCACGACACUUAAGAUCAUCAUGCAUGACACAAAAUUUAAUGGAUUCAUGAGCAUCAUGGAACCUCUACAGUUCAUGGAGUCUGAGACAGUGGCCAUAAUUGGCCCUCAGAGAUCAACCACCGCCCGUGUAGUAGCUCAUGUUGCAACAGAACUAAAAAUUCCUAUACUAUCCUUCUCUGCCACAGACCCUACUAUGUCUCCUCUGCAGUUCCCUUUCUUCAUCAGAACCGCACAAAAUGAUCUCUUCCAGAUGGCCGCCAUAGCAGACAUUGUUCAAUUCUAUGGUUGGAGAGAGGUGGUAGCAAUAUACGGCGAUGAUGAUUACGGCCGAAAUGGGGUAGCUUCCUUGGGAGACAGGUUAGCGGAGAAGCGUUGCAGAAUAUCAUACAAAGCAGCUUUGCCCCCCAAACCUACUAGGGAGAACAUCACCGACUUGCUGAUUAAGGUAGCUUUGAGUGAGUCAAGGAUCAUCGUCAUUCAUGCUUCUUUUAUCUGGGGACUAGAGUUGUUCAAUGUGGCUCAGAAUCUCGGUAUGAUGAGCACUGGUUAUGUGUGGAUUGCUACCAACUGGCUUUCUACAAUCAUAGACACAGACUCUCCGCUGCCGUUGAACACCAUAAAUAACAUUCAAGGGGUCAUUGCACUGCGCCCGCACACCCCCAACUCUAUCAUGAAGCAGGACUUCGUUCAAAGGUGGCAUAACUUAACCCAUGUUGGACUGAGCACUUAUGGACUGUAUGCUUAUGACACUGUCUGGCUGCUUGCUCAGGCCAUUGAUGAUUUCUUCCAAAAAGGUGGAAACGUAUCUUUUUCGAAGAAUCCAAUUAGAUCUGAGCUUGGGGGUGGAAAUUUGCACCUUGAUGCUCUGAAAGUCUUUGAUGGAGGAAAGAUAUUUCUUGAGAGCAUCUUACAGGUUGAUAGAAUCGGCUUGACUGGUAGGAUGAAGUUUACUAGAGACAGGAACCUUGUCAACCCAGCAUUUGAUGUGCUUAAUGUCAUUGGCACUGGUUACAGGACAAUAGGUUACUGGUCUAAUCAUUUAGGCUUGUCUGUGGUGCCGGCUAACGAGUGGAAGAACACAUCUUUUUCGGGACUAAAGCUUCAUAGUGUUGUCUGGCCAGGACAGACAACAAAAAUUCCCCGUGGAUGGGUGUUCUCGAAUAAUGGAAGACAUUUGAGGAUUGGAGUUCCAAAUCGUUACAGGUUCGAAGAGGUAGUCUCAGUUAAAAGCAACGGGAUGAUCACUGGCUUCUGUGUUGAUGUCUUCACUGCCGCUAUUAACUUAUUACCUUAUGCAGUUCCGUUUGAGCUUGUAGCUUUUGGGAAUGGUCAUGACAAUCCAAGUAACUCUGAGCUUGUGCGCUUGAUAACGGCUGGGGUCUACGAUGCAGGUGUUGGUGAUAUUACCAUCAUAACAGAGAGAACCAAAAUAGCAGAUUUUACUCAGCCCUAUGUGGAGUCAGGCCUAGUGGUUGUGGCUCCUGUUCGGAAGUUGGGUACCAGUGCUAUGGCGUUCUUGAGGCCGUUCACACCCCAGAUGUGGCUUAUUGCAGCUGCGUCUUUCCUCAUAGUCGGUGCUGUCAUUUGGUGUCUGGAGCACAAACACAAUGACGAGUUUCGAGGCUCUCCUCGUAGACAAGUUAUCACUACUUUCUGGUUCAGCUUUUCAACUCUCUUCUUCUCACAUAGAGAGACAACCACCAGCAAUCUUGGAAGAAUAGUGCUGAUAAUUUGGCUAUUCGUAGUUCUCAUAAUUAACUCAAGUUAUACGGCGAGCCUCACAUCAAUUCUCACAGUUCAUCAGCUGUCUUCGCCAAUCAAAGGCAUAGAAACUUUGCAAACAAAUCAUGAUCCUAUUGGGUAUCCACAAGGCUCCUUUGUCAGAGACUAUCUGGUCCACGAACUCAAUAUCCAUGAGUCAAGGCUUGUCCCUCUUCGCUCUCCAGAGGAAUAUGAUAAGGCCUUGAGAGAUGGUCCAGGAAAAGGUGGUGUUGCUGCUGUUGUUGAUGAACGUGCUUACAUAGAGCUUUUCCUUUCAAAUAGAUGUGAGUUCGGCAUAGUUGGUCAAGAGUUCACUAAAAACGGAUGGGGAUUUGCAUUUCCGCGUAACUCGCCUUUGGCGGUGGAUGUCUCCGCGGCAAUUCUGCAGCUAUCAGAAAAUGGAGAUAUGCAGAGAAUUCGGGACAAAUGGUUGCUGAGGAAAGCAUGCUCUCUGCAAGGCGCAGAGAUAGAAGUGGAUAGGCUGGAGCUUAAGAGCUUUUGGGGAUUGUUUGUGGUGUGUGGAGUGGCAUGCAUUCUUGCUCUUGCAGUGUAUACAGUGUUAAUGAUACGUCAGUUUGGGCAACAAUAUCCUGAAGAAGCAGAAGGAUCUAUCAGGAGAAGAAGCUCACCAUCCGCACGUAUCCACUCCUUUAUCUCCUUUGUUAAAGAGAAAGAAGAAGAUGCCAAGACUCGGUCCUCUAGGGGAAGGCAGCUUGAAGAUAUCUCCGUUAAUGGUUCAAGUCGCUGCAACUAAAGUGUUUCCAGCAAAAACAAUGCACCAAAGAGACCUUAUAAUGGCUCUAAUAUGUACUGACCCCUCUUUUUGUUGCUACACAUGAGAUCGAGCUCUGUUUUGAUUUUAAUCUCAUGGCCACUUUGAGUAAAUAAACGCUUCUAAAUGUUUCUUCACAUCACAUGGUGACAAA
This is a messenger RNA of Capsella rubella, 4807 nucleotides long. RefSeq names its product glutamate receptor 3.6. The transcript is spliced from 14 exons. Gene Ontology annotation, biological process: G protein-coupled receptor signaling pathway. Gene Ontology annotation, molecular function: G protein-coupled receptor activity; glutamate-gated receptor activity. NCBI's taxonomy places the organism in Eukaryota, Viridiplantae, Streptophyta, Magnoliopsida, Brassicales, Brassicaceae. Gene Ontology annotation, cellular component: plasma membrane. Bases 1924 to 4635 code for a protein of 903 amino acids. The record is from RefSeq and is a predicted model, not a curated record.